This is a messenger RNA of Peronospora belbahrii, 1035 nucleotides long. The record is from the annotation of a GenBank genome assembly. Lineage: Eukaryota; Oomycota; Peronosporomycetes; Peronosporales; Peronosporaceae.
AUGCUCAAUUCCCACUUGUCGAAACGUUUACGUGUGGGUCUCGUAGGUGGUGGUCGCAUUGGAAAAGUCCAUGCACAGAGUCUGCAACGCGCUGGAGUUACUAUUGCUAUGAUUGCUGACCCCGUGGAUAAUGUGGCGGAGACAACAGCUGCACAAUUUGGUAAUGUACGCUGGACAAAAGACGCGUCUGAGAUCUUUCGUGACCCGGAGAUUGAUGCCGUCGUUAUUUGUUCUCCAACUGCCUUGCACGCGGCGCAUAUUAUUGAAGCAGCUAGAUACAAGAAGCAAAUUUUUUGUGAAAAGCCCAUCGACUUAUGUCCGAAAGUGGUCAGUAAGGCCAUCGUAGCGGCUGACGAUGCUGGUGUGAAGCUUAUGAUUGGAUUCAAUCGUCGUUUUGAUGCCAAUUUUCUUCGUGUUAAACGAGCUAUCGACUAUGAUGAGGUAGGUAAGAUUAACAUGGUGCGUAUCACAAGCCGUGACCCUAGUCCACCACCUGUAAGCUACAUCAAAAGCUCUGGAGGGUUGUUCCACGAUAUGACUAUCCAUGACUUCGACAUGGCGAGAUUUCUUAUUGGUGACGAAGUCGAUGAGGUCUAUGCCAUGGCGCAGAGCGUGAAUCUCGACAUUGCAGCAGCAGGCGACAUUGACACGGCUGUAGUGCUGCUCAAGUUCCAUAACGGUGUCAUCUGUUACAUUGAGAACAGCCGAGAGGCGGCGUAUGGGUAUGACCAACGCGUGGAGGUUCUGGGGUCAAAGGGCUCCGUUGCAUGUGAUAACAAGUACUCGAACCAGGUGGUGGUGUCUACGAAUGAAAGCGUGCGUCGUGACUUGCCGCUUCAUUUCUUUCUGGAGCGCUAUAUGGAUGCAUAUGUGGCGGAGAUGGAGGCUUUCAUCCAUGUGUGCACUACGAAUGGUGCUUCGGUUCCUGUUGGCGGUAAUGAUGGUCGUGAGGCUUUGUUGCUGGCUCUGGCGGCAAACAAGUCGCUUGCGGAGAAUCGUCCUGUCAAAGUCAAUGAGCUGCGACAGCUUGCAUAA